AUGAAUCAACCCCAACACUCCUUGGAAGAUGAUUUUGAAUAUGAAUACGACGACACCGAGACAGAGACCUUCUUCGUGGACAUUGACCUGUCGUCCUGGAACUCUAACAUCAAAUCCAACGUCCCCGUGCCUCCCAAGCCAGUGACGCCGGCCAAAAGAAAAAUAACCAACUCUGGCCCUCCCACCCCUGGUCCGGAAGAGACCGGUGCUAUCGAGGCCGCAGAGUCCGGUGCUGAAGAUGCUCAGGAACCACGCGAAACACCCUCCCGCACCAACAGAGAUGGUGACGAGAAUACCCAUCUGCCCUCGCCGUCACAUCUGCAGGUACUCGAUUUAGCCACGGCAAAUCCCAUCAUCUCUUACCAAGGCCAGGUGUAUAGCUGCAUGUGGGCAGAUAUGGUGGGUACCAACAUGUUCUUCACCCAUUCAGGCGUGCUGGAUGCCGCCGAGGUUCUCCGAUCAACAGACGACUACGAUCUGAUAGGCAUGUCACGUAUCAAGCUCGUCGGCCAGGCAGCUAAACUGCUGAAGAAGGAGAAAUCAUCCAAAGAAGCGGGGCCGGAUGGGCAGGCUGUCAAUAACCCAGCAGGCGCAAGUGGCGAGGUUCCACAAGCCCAGCAUUGGCAAGAUGAUCAGAUGAGAAAACAGGCCGCGUUCCUGGAAAACCUGAUGAAAGUGAAACGAGACCGUGGUGAAACAGAUGCUGUUCGCACAUUCGUGGAUGAAAAUGUUGCGUCUGUCGACUCUGCAGCGGUGCAUGAAACACAGCGUGGCGACAUUCAAGAGCCUAAUGAACAAAUGGUUCAGGGAAUUCCAGACACUCGCUCAACGUUAAAGGAAAUUUAUUCUCAAUCUGAUGGCAAGGCCCCUCAGAUGCGCGCGUCGUCUGAGAGACUUCCAGAGGCCCACGAUGAGGCCGACAAAACUAUAUAA
This is a messenger RNA of Fonsecaea nubica, 933 nucleotides long. RefSeq lists its product as hypothetical. Lineage: Eukaryota; Fungi; Ascomycota; Eurotiomycetes; Chaetothyriales; Herpotrichiellaceae. The record is from RefSeq and is a predicted model, not a curated record. The coding region runs from base 1 to 933 and encodes 310 amino acids. The transcript is spliced from 2 exons.